CAAGACAUCCUAUACCUUAUGCGAUGGUGCGAUUUGAAAUGCACUAAGGUAAAGGGCGUACCAACCAUGCUCAUGGAGCUUUACCCCAUGCCGAGUCCUUCUUGAAGGACAAAUAGCCAGCAGCAGUAUUUUGUCCUCUCUCUUAUUAAAUAUUACCUUGGCUGUUGCAAUGCGAGAUGCAACAUGAAGAGGUAAAAUAAUCGGAUUGGGCCUACUUGAGCGACUUGAAGGCUAAAAAUACUUGGAUGACAGUUGCGAUUUAACUGAGAGGCCUUUAGAUAUUCAAGCUAAACUCCACGCUAUAGUGUCUCAUGCUGGCAAGGAAAAAGCAAGCAUUUAGAAUGGUUAAAAGCAUUUGAUGAUCUUAAUGAUUAUUCAAAUUUACAAGGCUCCGGCUAUUUAACUUGAAUUUUAAAUCUGUCCUUCUCUAUGGAUGUCUCCAAUCUGUCAUCAACCAUUGCCGCCGAAAGAUUCCACUCAUUACCUGACUCGAGGUCAUUCCCAACCAAUUACUGUGGGCGCUUACACAACAAAUUUUUAAGACCAAGUGGUCUUGGAUUGCCCACACGCUACGUAAGUCAGCUGAUUGCAUCGCAAGAAAAACUAUCGACUGGAAUCCAUCUGGCCAAAGACGAGUGGUGAAAUUCAUUUAGCAAGCAAAUUCGAGCUUUCCCUAACCCUAAUAACGAAAGGCCCUAUCUAAUUUGGUACAGAAUUCCAUGUUGUACAAAAGUCGGGAGGUACACAUGAAAAGCGAUAUUUCAUAUGUUUAUGUGUCUUAUACCACACAUUCCCAAGUUUCAUAAUAAUUUUAUUCCGUGUACUGCGUCCUAUGAAGAUUAUAAAAGUAACUGAAACUCGCAGCGGCGAAUCAUGAGUUUUUAGGCGGUUAUACGAUUAGUUUCUCUACAAAAACUAAAAGAUUAUAAAAAAUUGAAUCUAUUUUAAAUAUUGAAUAACAUACGGAAAUGCUUUUUGGUUUGAAUAUAAUAAGAAAUUUUCUACCGUUAUUAGCGUGUAUUAUAGGUGUUAGUGCGGUAACAAUGCAACAGUUCGAGACUUCAUUGGAUAUGAUGCGCAAUGGUUGUGCUCCGAAAUUCAAAAUUCCAGUCGAACUACUAGACCGUUUAAGAGAUGGUGACUUUGUGGAAAACAAUUCUGAAUUGAAAUGUUACACCAGAUGCGUAGCACAACUAGCAGGAACGUUAACUAAGAAGGGUGAUUUUAGCGUGCAAAAAGCGUUGGCACAAAUUCCAAUUAUAUUACCACCUGAGAUGCAGGACACAGCCAGGGAAGCAAUGAACGCUUGCAAGGAAGUGCAAAAAAACUACAAGGAAUCGUGCGAGCGUGUUUUCUACACAACGAAAUGCGUGCGUGACUAUGCUCCCGAUACUUUCAAGUUUCCAUAAUUUUGUGCAAUUGUUUUUGUAUUUGCUAUGUAAAUAUAUGCAUACAUAUGUAACGUAAAUAUAUCAUUUUAAUUUUAAGUUAAACCACACAAAACAACAAAAUGAAUAUUUGGC
This is a messenger RNA of Rhagoletis pomonella (apple maggot), 1523 nucleotides long. It is a transcript of the gene lush, whose product is annotated as general odorant-binding protein lush. Gene Ontology annotation, molecular function: odorant binding; dibutyl phthalate binding. The coding region runs from base 969 to 1409 and encodes 146 amino acids. The record is from RefSeq and is a predicted model, not a curated record. The transcript has 5 exons. Gene Ontology annotation, biological process: olfactory behavior; sensory perception of smell. Gene Ontology annotation, cellular component: extracellular region. NCBI's taxonomy places the organism in Eukaryota, Metazoa, Arthropoda, Insecta, Diptera, Tephritidae.